CUGCCAGCCACCUUCUUCAAAUCAUCGGUCCGGCAUAUUUUCGGUAUAUUUUACGGGUAUAGGCUGGUAUUAUUUAUUUAACAUUGUAACAAUCGAAGUGCUCUAAUAUUUUCAAACACUAACACUGAGUUGACCGCUCUACGCUGUGAACUACGCUAUCUUGCUUCUACAACUGUUCAGCCUAUUUUAAGAGUCAGGCUCCACAGAAAGAGCAGCAGUGCGCGGCUGACAUAAUAGCAUCACUCUGGAAGGCUCGUACUACUUGGCAGCUCUUUGCCUUCAAAUGACUAUGAACAUUUCUUCUCGUCCAAAAGAUUCAAAAUCAUUUGUGUUUUUUCCCCUCGUAAAGACGCUGCCGGUCGCUGCUUCUUCAAUGUGAAUUGACCCUAAGUUUUAUUAACAAUUAAGCACAAUUAUCAGAUCAGGAAGUCUAUAAACCUCUAUUUUAGUUACUAUCUGAUGUUUCUCUAACAAAUUAAAUUUUAAAAGCAACAUUUAAAAAAAUAAUUAAUAAGAUAUACAUAUUUUGUACCUGAAUACAUAUUUGUUAUACGGAAUCCUAAACAGCCGCAUCGAUAUCUGUUUUUUUUCUCGUUCUAAAGCCAUUUAUACUUGCGUUUAGUACGAGUCGGCUGCGUCAGUCUUUUCAGCCCAUCUGAUUAAUAAUUCAAUGAGUUCAGAGGUUCUACAUUCAUUCAUAUGCAUACUCAUAGGAGCUACGUAUCAUCCACAGUCUUCAGUGCCUACCCGUUAGUUUUAAGUGAUAGACGAUACUUGACGUACUGGCAGAAAAAUAAUAUAAAAUUUUAAUAUCACAAAAAUGUAUCAAGACAACGAAGUUGGCGCCAAAUUGGAGAAGAACAAAUUCGAGUCGUCUAUCAGUGAAUUGAAGAAGAAAACUUUUGUAUCGCAAGCUGAUAUACAGAGCUAUGGGGAAAGCUGUGUAACUCCUGAAUAUCAGGAAGCUUACCGCCGCUCAAUAGAUGACCCUGAAGGCUUCUGGGGUGAAGUGGCCCAAGAGCUGAAGUGGACCAAGCCAUGGGAACGUGUGCUGGACAACAGCAACCCUCCUUUUACGAAAUGGUGGGUAGGCGGCGAGCUGUCAGUAUGCUACAACGCAGUGGACCGCUUCGUGGAAAACGGCAAGGGGGACCAGUUGGCACUGGUCCACGACUCACCCUUGACAGACACCGUCAGGAAAAUCACUUACUAUGAGAUUAAAGAACAGGUAUCUCGCUUGGCCGGCAAGCUGACGGAGAUGGGUGUGACGCGAGGAUCCCGAGUGCUGAUCUACAUGCCGCUCAUACCGGAGGCCAUGAUGGCCAUGCUGGCCACCAACAGAAUUGGGGCUAUACACUCAGUUGUGUUUGGAGGUUUUGCCGCGAGGGAACUCCGAACAAGGAUAGAGCACGCUGAACCUACUGUCAUCAUAGCGGCCAGCUGUGGGGUGGAGCCAAACAAAAUCGUCAGAUACAAAGACAUUCUUGACGAGGCUCUCUGCCAGUCUGAACACCAGCCUGCAGCCUGUAUCAUUUACCAGCGGCGGCGCGUACUGGAGUGUAGCCUGGAGCCAGGCCGCGACAUCACCUGGGAACAGGCCAUGGAGUCCGACCCUGUGCCCUGCGUGUCCGUCGAGGCUAACGAACCGCUUUACAUUUUAUAUACGUCAGGCACAACAAGCGCACCAAAAGGCAUCCAGCGCCCAUGUGGUCACGCGGCCGUGCUGUGCUGGUCCUUACGCCAGGUGUACGGGCUGAAGCGCGGCGUGUGGUGGGCCGCGUCAGACCUCGGAUGGGUGGUCGGACACUCCUACAUAUGCUACGGUCCCCUCCUGGCGGGAGUCACGUCAAUCCUCUAUGAAGGGAAACCAGACAGGACCCCCGAUCCUGGACAGUAUUUUAGGAUUAUAGAACAGCAUCGAGUGAACGCCCUCUUCACGAUCCCCACUGCCAUCAGAGUGUUGAAGCGAGCUGACCCCAACGCCAAGUACGCCAGGAGAUACUGCAACAAAUCACUAAAGACUGUCUUCAUUGCCGGCGAACACUGCGACCAAGAUACCAGGCAAUGGGCGGAGCGUGUGAUCGGCGUCCCCAUCCUGAACCACUGGUGGCAGACGGAGUCAGGCUCUCCGAUCACCGCGCCCUGCAUGGGCUACGGCGUGAAGGCUGUACCGCCGCACUCCGCUGGAUACCCUGUACCAGGAUAUGACAUUCGCACCCUUAAAGAGGACGGCACAGAGUGUGACCCUGGCGAGGUCGGCAGGUUGGUGAUCAAGCUGCCGUUGCCACCAGGCUUCGCCUCCACUCUCUGGCAAGCCGACCAACGGUUCAAGGAGACCUACUUCGAAUCAUAUCCGGGCUACUACGAUACUCAAGACGCUGGCUGGAUCAGCUCUGACGGUGCGGUGUGGGUGGUAGCGCGGGCUGAUGACGUCAUCAACGUGGCGGGUCACCGCCUGUCCACCGCGGCCCUGGAGGACGUGGUGCUGCGACACGCGAGGAUAGCUGAUGCUGUGGUGGUCGGUGCUCCCGACGCGACCAAGGGGGAUGUGCCGCUGUGUCUGUAUGUGAUGAGACCUCCCCAAGAUGAUGAGGAAAUAGUCGCCGAAGACACAGUGACCCAAGAACUGAUCGCUCUCGUGCGACACCUGAUUGGUCCUAUUGCUGCGUUCCGGAAAGCGGUAGCAGUUCCCGCGCUCCCAAGGACCAGGUCCGGAAAGGCUCUCCGAGGCGCCAUCGCCAAGCUAGCGAGAUCCCAACUUGUCAAACUGCCAUCGACAAUAGAAGAUCACACAGUCUUCGGCGAAAUAAAACUCGCGUUGCAAAAGUUCGGCUACGCGAUCGACGCGCCGGACCCAGAGUUUUAAUUUAAUUUAAUCUAGUUUGGAAUUGUAAUGAUUUAUUUAUUUGAUUUCUUUUUUUAGUUUUCACUGUGAUAGAAUGAUAACUGUUCAGCUUUCUGUUUUUUUUAUUAAGAUAAACGAAGGUGCAGUCAUGGUUAUAACUUACUUUGAUAAAUUCACUAAUCAUUUGCAAUAAUACAAUUAUUAUUAUGAAUCAAAAGUUAUUUUCCAUGAAAUAAAAUUUAAUUUAUGCUCGUUUCUUUGUGAUAGUAGGGACAUGCAAUUCUUUGAACUUAUGAUGAAUUCAUAAUGUACCAGGUAUUUAUUUUUAAGUAGGUAUGGUUAAAAUUAUUAAGUAGAAUAAGUUAUUUUAAGUAUUGAUUCCAAAAAUACGUAAAAUGUAAUACGUAAAUAUAUAGUGUAAGGAACUUAAUAAACAUUAUUUUAUUUUCUAUGCACAAAAAAACAUGCAAAUAUCUGCAAAUUAGAUUUGGGUGAAUGCUAUAAAAAUAUGUAAUAUAACGCGUACUAUUAAAGUAACAUUUACUUAUGAGUAUGAUCACAUCAUACACAAAUACAUUUCCAUAUUUAUUUAUCUGCAUUGAAAUAAAGCUAUUUUAUGAAUUUAACAUGUAAAAAGUGAAGUUUUACAUUUUAGUAUGUAAAAAGCGAUGCUGUAAAUUAAACACAAUAAUAAAUAGUUCUUCAAAAAUUGUUGUUUAUUUUCUGACAAAAAAUAAUUGCGAUGGA
Molecule: messenger RNA, 3592 nt
Organism: Trichoplusia ni (cabbage looper)
Lineage: Eukaryota; Metazoa; Arthropoda; Insecta; Lepidoptera; Noctuidae
Product: acyl-CoA synthetase short-chain family member 3, mitochondrial-like
Source: RefSeq, a predicted model, not a curated record